Molecule: messenger RNA, 738 nt
Organism: Spodoptera exigua (beet armyworm)
Lineage: Eukaryota; Metazoa; Arthropoda; Insecta; Lepidoptera; Noctuidae
Source: the annotation of a GenBank genome assembly
AUGUCUUCAGAUAUAAUAACAUUGCUAAAGCUGGACAAAAGUUUGUCCAGUAGAGUGGUUGUAGUGAAAGAAAUUAACAAAUGUGAUAGUUCAUUCAUUACCAGUUGUUUGAUAAACUACUGCAUCAAGAAUAAGACUGCUGUUGUUAUAGUGUCAACACACAAUUCCCUGCAACACUAUCAAAAUGUUGGCCUUAAAAUGAACUACAACUUGCAAAGAUAUGUGGACACAGGAUUAAUACAUUAUUUUAACAUUGGUGAAUACUGCAUAAACAGUUUACUUAAUGACAGUAAAUUGCCUGAACUUUUCGUGGAAGUUAAAGAAAAAAUAUUGUUGAUGCGACAGAAGCAUGAAGCAGUUAAUGUUAUUGUGGAUGGUGUUUCACAUUUCUUUGAUUUAGAUUAUACUCUGAAAGAAGUAAAUAUGUUUUUCAAAGAGUUGAUUCCAUUUGUUACUAACUACAAUAAUUCAUUUGUUGUUUGUCACUGCAAUGAAGCACAUGAGGAUGAUGUAACAUGUGUUAUGUCUAAUCUAUUAAUGCACAAAGCUUACACUGUGCUAGAGGUUGAGAAUCUAACCUCAGGCUGGAGUGCUGAUGUAUCAGGACAUCUGACUGUAAAGUAUCCAGGACUCAAGUAUGACAAUGAACAUUUGUAUGUUAUGGACAUAAAACCUUCCCGGUAUCUUUUUAAACUAUUUGAUAGAGGUGUUAAACUAUUUGCACCUGGCACUGUGUAA